Molecule: messenger RNA, 786 nt
Organism: Miscanthus lutarioriparius
Lineage: Eukaryota; Viridiplantae; Streptophyta; Magnoliopsida; Poales; Poaceae
Source: the annotation of a GenBank genome assembly
AUGGAUCACCACCUCACGUCGAUGCCGCCGUCGCCGAUGGAGAACUCAACGGUGGGGCUGGCCUCGAAGACGCCGACGCCGGCGUCCAUGCCCAACUCGCUCCUCGCCUUGGUACCGUCCUCCCGCCACGUCGACACACGCGUCUGCGCCGGCGUCCGCCCCGACGCUGGCCUCCCGCACCGUCUACAGCGACCGCUUCAUCCCCAGCCGCACCGGACAAACCUCGCGCUCUUCGACCUCGCCCCCUCGCCCUCCGCCGCAUCCUCCCACGAAGGCGGCCCCGGGGCCUCGUCUAGAUCUACGCUCGCCACGUCGCCCUACUGCACGCUCCUCCGCGUCGCGCUCUUCGGUCCCAACAUGCCCGACCGGGUUGCGUCUUCGGCCACCGCGUGCUCGUCGUCCUCCUCCCCGGGGCCCUCGCCUGUGGGCACUCUCACCACUGGGAACAUCUUCAGAUUCAAGACGGAGGUGCGCCAGAGCGCCAAGAGGGCUCUUUUUCAGGAGAGGAAGAGGAGGACGCGCUGUUCCCUGGCAUUUUCACCACGAGGGGUGCAGGACCAAGGAAGGUCCCAAGGUUGCCCUACAAGGUGCUGGAUGCGCCUGCUUUGCAGGACGACUUCUACCUCAACCUCGUCGAUUGGUCUUCACAUAAUGUCCUCGCUGUUGGGUUGGGCAAUUGUGUUUACUUGUGGAAUGCAUGCAGCAGCAAAGUCACCAAGCUUUGUGAUUUGGGGGUGGAUGACAAUGUUUGUUCUGUGGGGUGGGCGCAGCGUGGCACUCACCUAG